AUGCCUGUCGAGUUGCGCAAGCGCAAGGCGCAUCAACAGCCCGCUCCCGCGCCGGCUCCCAAGAAGAAGGCUGCUGCUGCUACCAAGACCAAGAAGGCUGCUGGAGCUGCUAAGCCGGCCAAGAAGGCAAAGGCAGCUCAGGAAGAGCCUGAGAAGCCCUCCAAGGCCGAGCCCGAGCCUGAGCCCGAGUCCAAGGACGAGGCUGCUGAGGAAACUGCCAAGCCCGAGGAGAAGAAGAAGGCCAACGGCGAAAAGCUGUCUGUUGGUGAUGAAAUCUCCCUGGAUGACUUUGGCGGCAAGAUCCAGACAAACGAUGGCAAGGAGACCACCCUCAAGGAGCUUGUUGACGAGAGCAAGGCUGGAGUGGUUUUGUUUACCUACCCCAAGGCAUCCACCCCAGGCUGCACCACUCAAGUUUGCCUCUUCCGCGACUCAUAUGAGCCGCUGACUGCCGACGGCCUCGCCAUCUACGGCCUGAGCAAUGACUCCCCCAAGGCCAACACCACCUUCAAGGAGAAGCAGAAGCUUCCAUACCCCCUUCUCUGUGACCCGAGCCAGACCCUUAUUGGAGCAAUUGGUCUGAAGAAGACCCCCAAGGGCACCCAGCGAGGUGUGUUUGUUGUCAACAAGGACGGCAAGGUGCUUGUUGCCGAGGCUGGCGGCCCUGCUGCCACCGUCGAGCGGGUCAAGAAGCUCGUUGAGGAGCUCAAGGCCUGA
This is a messenger RNA of Clonostachys rhizophaga, 717 nucleotides long. Lineage: Eukaryota; Fungi; Ascomycota; Sordariomycetes; Hypocreales; Bionectriaceae. The record is from the annotation of a GenBank genome assembly.